Molecule: messenger RNA, 1044 nt
Organism: Hyaloscypha bicolor E
Lineage: Eukaryota; Fungi; Ascomycota; Leotiomycetes; Helotiales; Hyaloscyphaceae
Product: HET-domain-containing protein
Exons: 1
Source: RefSeq, a predicted model, not a curated record
AUGAAAUCGUGGUUGAUCGACUGCGUAGAUCAGCACUACGAUUGCAGGAACGAAUCAACUGGUUGGUAUAUACCCACAAGACUGAUUGAUGUUGGCUCCUCUUUGACUCCACCGCGGUUGCGGGCGGCAAGUGAUGUCUCGGUGGGUGAGAGAUACGCCACUUUGAGCUACUGCUGGGGCAUGAAAUCGUUCCAUAGGCUCCGGUCUUCAAAUUAUGCCGCAAUGCACCAAAAGAUUCCCCUAGAUGAUCUUCCACGGACUUUUCGAGAUGCUAUUGUUGUUACGCGAAUGCUAGACGUUCGCUAUCUUUGGGUUGACAGUCUUUGCAUAAUCCAAGACUCACAAGAGGACUGGCAGAAAGAGGCUUCUCAGAUGGGCUUCGUAUACCAAAACGCUUAUUUCACCAUAGCUGCUGCGGCUGCCACAGACGCUUUUGAUGGCUUAUUCCAAAGGAGCGAUCCGUGCGUCCAGCAACUGGCCUGGCCAAAGACUUCUGUCCAAGUAUUCCGCCACCGCAAUCACCUGCGACACGAUAAGGAGCCUUCAGCGUCGAUGCUAGCCCAUCUGCCUCUUUUGAGAAGAGCAUGGGUAUUCCAGGAGAUGGUCUUAUCAACACGAACUGUGAUGUUCAGUUCUGAGCAGAUUUACUGGGAAUGCCGCACGCUUUCUGCAUGUGAAGACUUUCCGAACGGAUAUUGCGGUUCAAAACUAGAUCGACUUCCCCCGAAGCCCUUGAUUCGAUCCUUGAUCGCAACAUCGGCUCGUCUCCUGGACCAGACAAUAUCGUGGCGCACCUGGACUAAACUUGUAAUGGAAUACAGUCGAUGUUUGCUGACUUACCAAUCGGAUAGACUUAUUGCAAUCGCUGGUGUGGCUCAGGCAGCACACCGAGCGGUGGAUAGUGAUUAUCUUGCCGGGUUAUGGAAAAGGCAUCUCUCUGCCGGCCUUCUUUGGUAUGUGGCGCCCAACGAAGUCAAGCGGGGCGGAACCGGUCUACAAUACGUGGCUCCGAGUUGGUCCUGGGCCAGUGCGACUGGCCCUGUC